This is a messenger RNA of Phlebotomus argentipes, 1965 nucleotides long. Its product is annotated as fatty-acid amide hydrolase 2-A. The record is from RefSeq and is a predicted model, not a curated record. The transcript is spliced from 3 exons. The coding region runs from base 191 to 1819 and encodes 542 amino acids. NCBI's taxonomy places the organism in Eukaryota, Metazoa, Arthropoda, Insecta, Diptera, Psychodidae.
AUUUGCGCCACGAGACGUACGAGCAGCUCGCAGUGUCUUUUUUCGCUGGAUUUUGGGUGAACACAGAGCAGUAAAAGUGAAAUUUUUUAACGAGAAAACAUUUCUUUCUGCGAGAAUAAAAAAGUGAAAGACUCGAGAGACUCUAUAAACGUGCCAUUGGAAAUUUAUAUUGCACCUCAGCGGCAACAAGAUGGAUAUAUUAGCAUCAAUUUUGUCCACUUUCGCCAAAUUUGUCCUUCGCAAUGUGGAUGAAACCAUGAGUUGGAUCAUCCGCAGAUUGCUGCGAGGGGCAAUGAUUGUCAUCAGCUGGUUCGUCAUUCCGUACAGUUGGAUCAAGACGUUCGGCACUAAGCGGCAGAAACUUCCACCGAUGUCGAAUAGCCUAUUAGAAAUACCUGCAGUUGACCUGGCGCAAAUGAUCCGCACGCGGCAGAUUAAGAGUGAGCACGUGGUGAAGGCAUAUGUCGAUCGAUGCAAGCAAGUCAAUCCGCUGCUCAAUGCAAUUGUGGAGGAGCGCUUUGAAUCUGCUCUGCAGGAGGCGAAGGCUGUGGAUGAAUUCCUGGCCAGCACCACCAAAGCCGUGGAGGACAUUGAGAGAGACACGCCACUGCUGGGCGUUCCAGUGUCGGUCAAGGAGAGCAUCGGCCUCCGUGGGAUGUCCAAUCAAGCGGGUCUCCGCUUCGAGAAGCACCGCAGAGCCAAGGAGGAUGCACCCAGUGUGGCUCAGGUGCGAAAGAGCGGUGCCAUCUUCCUCCUGGUCAGCAAUACACCCGAGCUGUGCAUGAUGUGGGAGACAUUCAACAACAUCACGGGUCAGACGAACAAUCCCCACGACUUGAGACGCACUCCGGGCGGUUCCAGUGGCGGCGAAGCGAGUCUUCUCGGCGCUGGUGCAACCUUGCUCAGUCUGACCUCAGAUAUUGGGGGCUCAGCGCGUCUGCCCGCGAUGUACACGGGGGUUUUCGGGCACAAACCCACACCUUUCGUCGUCUCACCAUACGGCCAUGUGCCCACGAGUGGAGAUCCUCGCUGGGGAGAGUACUUCACGGUUGCCCCAAUGACCAGAUAUGCAGUGGAUCUUCCGCUGCUCCUCAAGUGCAUGAGAGAUCCCGAGGGACCGGCAGUGGAUGUGGACCAGAGUGUCGAUGUCAAGACCAUUAACUACUUCUACAUGGACAACGACGGACCCUCUGGACUCACGCGUCCACUCACAUCCGACAUGCAAAGAGCAAUUCUUCAGGUGGCUCGACACUUCAAUGCCCAAAAGGUUGACAUUGAUCUCUUCAAGUGGUCAUUCGACAUCUCCGUGUCCCAAUUGCUGCGCAUUAAGGACAUCGAGACAAUAUACAAUCACUCCUGGGAGGAUGAGAAGAACAAGAAGCUGUCCACGGAGUGGCUCAAGUACCUCUUUGGCUGCUCUAAUCACAUCUUCAGUUCAGUUCUUAUUGGACUGCUGCAGAAGUUCAUCCAGAGUCUGCCACAGCGGCGUCACGAUCAGUUUGAGGGCAUCGCCAAGGAGCUGAAGAGUCAACUGGUGCACUUGUUGGGCACAAAUGGAGUCUUCAUCUAUCCCUCCUUCCCAACCAGUGCCCAUCAGCACUAUCGCAUCUUCCACAAGCUCCUCGACACCAGCUACAUGAUGGUCUUCAACACUCUCGGCCUGCCAGUGACCAACGUGAUGGUGGGCAUGGACAAGGACAACCUCCCGAUCGGCGUGCAGAUUGUGGCCAGUCCGCAGCAGGAUCAUCUCUGUCUCGCCGUGGCCAGGGAGCUGGAGAGUGCCUUCGGCGGCUGGAGGAAACCGCCACAGGCCAGCUAGAUCAUUCUCAGUGCUGUGCAUUGACAACAGCGAUUAAUAGGUAGAUUUAUACAGAAUUUUUACUGACCUUUGUGAAUAUGCGGUGUUUGAGGACAACAAAAAAAUACCUCCAGUAUUUAAAGUAAUAAAUUUUUAUUGAAAUUAAA